AUGGCGGUGACGGCGGCGAACCUGUCGACGUUCGGCGGCAUCGCGACGGUGUCGCUCGUGCACUCGCUCAUCCCCACGCACUGGCUGCCGUUCAGCGUCGUGGGACGCGUGCAGAAAUGGACCAUCCACCAGACGCUCUCCAUCACGGCAUUGGGAGCAUUCCUGCACGUGCUAUCCACGUCCAUCCUCGGGUUCACCGCAGUCACCAUGGCACACACGCUCGCAGGGGAGGAGGCAGUAGAAGCCAUCGCCGCCUCCUGUUUUGCCCCCUUCCAACCCUCCCCCCUCUCCCUUACAGCCGCGCUGGGAGCAUUCCUGCACGUGCUAUCCACGUCCAUCCUCGGGUUCACCGCAGUCACCAUGGCACACACGCUCGCAGGCGAGGAGGCAGUGGAAGCCAUCGCGUCCCUCCUCUUGCUCCUCCUCGGCGCCUGCUACAUAGCCCUCUUCCUCCUCACCCGCGGAAAACCCUCCCACUCCCACUGCCACGCGCACGCCCACCUGCCAACAACCAUGGCUGCUGCUGCCGCCGCCACUGCAGCCGCCACCGGAACCUCCUCGCCUGGUGGCUCCGCUGCUGCGUCGUCGAAAAGCGCGAACGCGAGUGGGAAGCCGGAGGGGAUGGAGAGGAUCGCAGUGCUGGGGUUGGUGCUGGUUCCUGCGCUCUCCCCCUGUGCCACGACUCUCCCGGUGUUUCUGGCUAUCAGUGACGCGUCGGUGGGCACCAUGGCCAUUGCAGUGGCCGUGCUGCUCGCCUGUACGCUCUUUGUCAUGCUCACUCUUGUAGCGCUUUCCUUCUACGGGGCUUCACAGGUGAGCUUGCUUUCACAUGUGGCAGCAAUAUAUGUGAUGCGCCCUUCAAGGCUCUCUGUUGCUGCUCGCCUGCACGCUCCUGUUGUCAUGCUCACGCGCGUCGGCCUCUCCUACGGGGCCUCCCAGGUGAAAUUCGGGUGGCUGGAGCGGUACGAGAAGCUGGUGGUGGGAGUGAUCCUGUGCGCCGUGGGCAUUCUCACUCACCUCUUUCACCACCAUGACCACCCACACGGGCACCACUCACACGGGCAUGCAGGGCAUGCGGGGUCUGUGUUUGCACCAGGGCACACUGACAUCAUCACAGCUGGCACCAUGCUGAGCCACCACCACUGA
Molecule: messenger RNA, 1146 nt
Organism: Closterium sp. NIES-65
Lineage: Eukaryota; Viridiplantae; Streptophyta; Zygnematophyceae; Desmidiales; Closteriaceae
Source: the annotation of a GenBank genome assembly